ACCAUUCCAGUUGUUUACCCAAAUCAUUUUGGCGAAGGAAGUAAAGCCUGUAGGGUAGGAUUUUUGAAUAGUUUCUUACAACACAACUGUCCACCUUCUAUUUAGCAAAAAUGCUAGGGGUACACCAAAAGUGUACCCCAAAUGUACACCACCCCCUCCAAUUACAGAUUCUUCAAAUUGAAUAGAUUCUUACAAAUAAUGGAAAGAAACAGAUUCUUACAAUGGUUUCUUACAAAAAAUUGAACAGAUUCUUCAAUUAUUGUUCAGUGGAUUCUUCAGAAACACCAGGUGAAACAAUUAGAUUAGAAGUUAAAUCAGUUUUAGAGAAGUCAUUAUAUCAUAGAGAAAUAAAAUCAGGUGAAAGGAAAUAUGAUAUCACCUGGAAUGGUGCUGACGGAAUCUGCCAAUUGCCGAUUGUUCCGAAGUGCCGACUUCCGAUUGUUCGGAAGUGCCAAACUUCUGAUUGGAGAGGGCGAGAGUGGAAUCCGUCUGGAGAGUGGAGAUUGUUGGAAGAAGAUGAUGGAGAAGAAGAUUGGAGAGGAAGAGAAUCAAAUCAGGGACGGCGAGUGGGCUCUGUUGCGCAACUGGAUGCUUAGGAAACGUAAAAGAGAAGAUGAGAUCUAAGGCAGCCGCUGUGAAGUGUAACAGUGUGUUUGGUUUGAGGUAAGGGGAGGUAGGGUGAGGUUAGAUUUACAACCUACCUUGUUUGGGAGAAAAAAAUGAGUCAGAUAAGAGGAGGUGAAGGGAGGUAACCUUACCUCUUAGCACCUCUUAACAGUGUAAAUUUGGCUACCGCAUUUUAGGCGAUAAACCAAGGUCAAUCCAAAUUUUUCCGUGUCUGCCCUCCUCUGCUUCGCCUCCAGCCGGACGAAGCUCCCUGCAAUUAGCUUUCCAACUCCUCAUCCGAAGCAGAUUUCAGAGAACAACAACGACCUAGUGUAAUCCCAACUAUGUUGAGGUCUGGGUUCAAGAGGUACGCAGUCUAACCC
Cuscuta campestris is the source of this 989-nucleotide messenger RNA. Lineage: Eukaryota; Viridiplantae; Streptophyta; Magnoliopsida; Solanales; Convolvulaceae. The record is from the annotation of a GenBank genome assembly.